AUGUCUGACAUCCCAACAGAACCCCCAUCCCGGUCGCUCAGGGGCAAGGUCGCCAUUGUCACCGGCGCAGGCUGUGCCGGCGAAGGCAUUGGCAACGGGCGUGCCAUCUCCAUUCUCCUAGCCGAUGACGGCUGCGACGUCAUCUGUCUGGACAUGAACCUGGAGUGGGCCAAUGUUACUGCUGUGAUGGUCAACUCCAAACCUGGGCGUGGGAAGGCUAUCGCCACGGAAGGUGACGUGACUCUCGCUACAGAUUGCGAGGCGGCCGUUCAGCUAGCCCUCGAGAAGUUCGGCAGGCUUGAUAUUCUGAUCAACAACGUCGGCAUCUCAGGGGCCCCUGGGACUGCUGUGGAAGUUGAUAUGGACCAGUGGGCCAAGAGUCUGGAAAUUAACGUUUCAAGUAUGGUCCAGAUGACCAAGUACGCUGUCCCAGCCAUGAUGCGAAAUGAAGGCGAGGCCAAAGGAUCAAUCGUCAACAUGGGGAGCGUGGCUGGGUUGAAGGGGGGUACACCACAUCUGCUGUAUCCGACAAGCAAAGGCGCAGUCGUCAAUAUGACUCGAGCAAUGGCUGCGCACCAUGCUCAAGCCGGUAUUCGAGUGAAUUGCGUUUGUCCAGGGAUGCUCUAUACUCCAAUGAUGUAUUCAGGUGGAAUGAGCGAGGAGGCCAGAGCAGCGCGUAAAGCUCGCUCGCUCUUGGGUACAGAAGGGAACGGUUGGGAUUGUGCUUGUGCAGUCGUGUUCCUUGUAUCGGAUCAUGCGAGGUGGAUCACUGGAGCUAUUCUACCGGUGGAUGCUGGCACUACCGCAGCAGUCGGCAUUGGCAUGCCAAAGAGUGCAAGUGUCAAUGGCUAG
Molecule: messenger RNA, 852 nt
Organism: Neoarthrinium moseri
Lineage: Eukaryota; Fungi; Ascomycota; Sordariomycetes; Amphisphaeriales; Apiosporaceae
Exons: 2
Coding region: 1-852 (283 amino acids)
Molecular function (GO): oxidoreductase activity, acting on the CH-OH group of donors, NAD or NADP as acceptor
Source: RefSeq, a predicted model, not a curated record